AUGUGGACGUCUCUUUUGGAACUUAAAACUAGUCAGAUCUCGAGGAACCGGCGAGUUGCUCCAAGGGUACUCCAGAACAAGGGAAGGAAAGCAAAGUCCGGAGCUACUAGGAAGGACGCUGAAGCGACGAAAAGCCCACAUGUGGACGUCUCGUUCAGAGCCAUGCAAUACAAGAAAUCCCGAGCGACAAUCUUAACACUCGAUAGGAACAGUAUGAAUGCAAGAGAAGAGAAGGAAUUGAUGAAAGGGCAGGCUGCAAGCCUAUCACAGCUGCAGUUUUAUAGAUCUAGCCAGGCCAGCGAGCACGAAAUGAGACCGGAUUCGAGAGACUUCUUAAGAGUCCCCACUUGUCACAGUUCAGUCGAACCCGACAGUGGCUCUGGGGUCACAGCUCCGAGGGGAGGGGCGGGGGGAUGUUUAUGUAUCGCGUUCACAGCAAAGACCUCCUUAGAGUCCCCACUUGUUGCGGUUCAGUCGAUCCCGACAGUGGCUCUGGGGCCGAAGCUUCACAGGGAUACAAUCUCUUUAGAGUCCCCACUUGUUGCGGUUCAGUUGAACCCAACAGUGGCUCUGGGAUCCGAAACUCCAACGCGACUUAGGGCGAAGACUUCUUAAAGAGUCCCCACUUGCUGUGGUUCAGUUG
Molecule: messenger RNA, 643 nt
Organism: Cantharellus anzutake
Lineage: Eukaryota; Fungi; Basidiomycota; Agaricomycetes; Cantharellales; Hydnaceae
Exons: 4
Coding region: 1-615 (204 amino acids)
Source: RefSeq, a predicted model, not a curated record